UUCGUUCUAAACCCGAGCCCGAUUUCAGUGUGUUUUGAGACUUGGGCCCUUAUACAAAGGCCCGUAGUACACUAGGCCUCCGACUCUCGCCUUCCCCUUCCUUGUUGCCCCCUUACCCAAGUUGAUCCGUCGCCGAGUUCGCCUGAGCCCCAAUCUCCGAUCCCCCACCAUCGCCGGCGCCGCCGCCGCUCCACCCUGCCGCUUUUCCUCCCGCCGCCGCAUCCUCGCCGCGCGGGAUGGCCGGAGCGACGGAUCUCCCCCCGAAGGGCGGGUUCAGCUACGACAAUUGCGCGAGGAACGCCAUGCUUGUGGAGAAGGGCUUGAAGAUGCCUGGGUUCCUCAAGACCGGGACUACCAUCGUCGGUUUGGUCUUUCAGGAUGGUGUUGUUCUUGGGGCAGACACGAGGGCCACCGAGGGUCCUAUAGUUGCUGAUAAGAACUGCGAGAAAAUUCAUUAUAUGGCGCCAAACAUAUAUUGCUGUGGAGCAGGAACUGCCGCUGACACUGAGGCUGUAACAGAUAUGGUCAGUUCCCAGCUUCAACUUCACCGUUAUGCAACUGGUCGUGAGUCCAGAGUUGUAACCUCUCUUACAUUACUGAAGUCGCACCUUUUUAGCUACCAAGGUCAUGUCAGUGCUGCCCUUGUUCUUGGUGGAGUAGAUGUUACUGGGCCACACCUGCACACUGUUUAUCCACAUGGCUCCACGGACACUCUUCCUUUUGCCACAAUGGGUUCUGGAUCCCUUGCGGCAAUGUCAGUGUUUGAAUCGAAGUACAAAGAAGGCCUCACAAGGGAGGAGGGAAUACAACUUGUUGCUGAGGCAAUUCGUGGUGGUAUCUUCAAUGACUUGGGCAGUGGCAGCAAUGUGGAUGUUUGCGUAAUCACCAAGGGGAAGACAGAGUACUUGAGAAACCACCAGUUACCAAAUCCAAGGACUUACGUUAGUUCGAAGGGGUACAACUUCACCAAGGGGCAGACUGUGGUGUUGUCCACAAAGAUAACACAACUGAAGCCGAAGGUAGAGGUGACAGAGGGUGAUGCAAUGGAGGAGUGAUUUUGUGUGCUUACAUUCAGACAAGCAGUCACGUUGAGAACAUAUGCUUUCAUUUCAGUGGAAAUGCUUGAACAAAAAAAGAUGACUCUUGUUGUACUUCCUUGGGCUUAAUGCACAUCUUUAAGUUGAUUUUCGACACAUUUAUGGAGGACCGAUCUUAUAUAUUUGCUAAACGGUGGUGCUUCUAUUCAUGA
Oryza sativa Japonica Group (Japanese rice) is the source of this 1249-nucleotide messenger RNA. The record is from RefSeq and is a predicted model, not a curated record. Lineage: Eukaryota; Viridiplantae; Streptophyta; Magnoliopsida; Poales; Poaceae.